AUGUUGUUGAACAAGGAGAGCCCUGGUUCUGUUUUGGAAUGGAAGAAGAAAAAGACUGGAAUAAACAUCUCUAGUGAACUGGAGAGUUACAAAUACCUGGAUUUAACAACCCAACUAACACCUACAAUGAUGACAGAUACAUUCCAUUCAAUAGAAGAAGAAUACCCACAGAAUGAACCACUAUCCAAUCCAUGGAAAUACCCAGCUGAUGAAAUCCAUCUGUUAGAUGAAGAAAAUCCAUAG
This is a messenger RNA of Paraglomus occultum, 243 nucleotides long. The record is from the annotation of a GenBank genome assembly. NCBI's taxonomy places the organism in Eukaryota, Fungi, Glomeromycota, Glomeromycetes, Paraglomerales, Paraglomeraceae.